AUGACAAUAACUUCUUCACCUAAACAACCCAAUUUUUUAAUAAUUGUUGCUGAUGAUUUAGGAUUUACUGAUUUAUCACCAUUUGGAGGAGAAAUUCAUACCCCUAAUUUAAAUAAAUUAGCUACUGGACCUAAUGGAAUUCGAUUAACUGAUUUUCAUACUGCUUCUGCUUGUUCUCCAACAAGAUCAAUGUUAUUAAGUGGUACUGAUAAUCAUAUUGCUGGAUUAGGACAAAUGGCAGAAUUUGCUCAACGUCAUCCUGAAAAAUUUAACAAUCAACCUGGUUAUGAAGGUUAUUUAAAUGAUAAAGUUGUUGCUUUACCAGAAAUUUUACAAGAUAAUGGUUAUCAUACAUUUAUAUCGGGGAAAUGGCAUUUAGGUUUGAAAAAACCUUAUUGGCCUAAUAAAAGAGGGUUUAAUAAAAGUUUUACAUUAUUACCUGGAGCAGGAAAUCAUUAUAAAUAUAUUACUAGAGAUGAAAAAGGUGAUCAAAUUCCUUUUUUACCAGCAAUUUAUGUUGAAGAUGAUAAAGAAUUAUUAAAUCCUGAAAUAGAAUUACCUGAUGAUUUUUAUUCAACAAAUUAUUUCACUGAUAAAGCUAUUGAAUUUAUUAAACAAUCACCAAUUGAAAAUAAACCAUUUUUCGGUAUGAUUACUUAUACUGCACCACAUUGGCCUUAUCAAGCUCCUCAAGAUAAAAUUUCUAAAUAUGAUGGAAUUUAUAAUAAUGGACCUGAAGAAUUACGUCGUUCAAGAUUAAAAUCAGCUAUAAAAUUAGGUUUAAUUGAUGAAAAAAUAAUUCCUCAUCCUAUUAAAACUAUUCGAAAAACUUGGGAUGAAUUAACUUUAUUAGAAAAAUCUAAAGAAAUUAAAAUCAUGCAAACUUAUGCUGCUAUGGUUGAAAUUUUAGAUGAAAAUAUUGGUCGAUUAAUUAAUUAUUUAAAAUCAAUUAAUCAAUUUAAUAAUACAUUUAUUUUAUUUAUGUCUGAUAAUGGAGCUGAAGGUAUGUUAAUGGAAUCAUUACCUUUAACAAAUCAAAGAAUUAAUAAAUUUAUAAAUCAAUAUUAUGAUAAUAGUUUAUCUAAUAUUGGUAAUAAAAAUUCAUUUACUUAUUAUGGUGAUCAAUGGGCUCAAGCAGCAACUGCUCCUCAUGCAAUGUAUAAAAUGUGGUCAACUGAAGGAGCAAUUGUAUGUCCAUUAAUAAUUCAUUAUCCAAAUUUAACAUCUUCUAAUAGUACCAGUGGUAAUAGUGGUGGUGGUAGUGGUAAUGGUAAUGGUGGUGGGAGAAUUUUGAAAGAAUUUACAACGGUAAUGGAUAUUUUACCAACAAUUUUACAAUUAGCUAAUAUUCAACAUCCAGGAGAAAUUUAUAAAAAUCGGAAAGUUGUUAAACCAAGAGGUAAAUCAUGGGUUAAUUAUUUAAUUAAUAAAACUAAUCAAGUUCAUGAUGAAAAUACUGUAACUGGUUGGGAAUUAUUUGGUCAACAAGCAAUUAGAAAAGGUUCAUUUAAAGCAAUUUUUAUUCCUAAACCAUUUGGACCAGAAAAAUGGCAAUUAUUUAAUAUAAUUGAUGAUCCUGGUGAAAUUAAUGAUUUAAGUGAUUUAUCACAAUAUAAAAAAAUUUUAAAUGAAUUAUUAGAUCAUUGGGCAAUUUAUGCUGCUGAAACUGGUUUAAUUGAAUUAGGUAGUGAUUUAUUUGAAAAAGAAAAAAUUGAUGGUGAAUUAAAUGAAAUUGUUUAUAGAACCAUUCUUGAUAAUAAUUAA
Messenger RNA from Candida dubliniensis CD36, 1764 nucleotides. RefSeq lists its product as uncharacterized. The transcript has a single exon. Bases 1 to 1764 code for a protein of 587 amino acids. The record is from RefSeq and is a predicted model, not a curated record. Lineage: Eukaryota; Fungi; Ascomycota; Pichiomycetes; Serinales; Debaryomycetaceae. Gene Ontology annotation, molecular function: arylsulfatase activity.